AUGACAAGCACACAACGACCGCCUCACAUGUAUCCCGGCUCAGCAAUCCGAUUUCGAGACCCCUUCGUCGUCUCCAAAGACCUCACGCCGCCGAAGCUCACCUCUGCCAGCCACGAUCCUGCCCGCACAUACUGGUAUUCCAACUCUCGCUGCAAGGACGUGAACCGAGCGCUCACGCCUCCGCCUGAGAUGAGCGGUGUUCAGCAGCAGCAGCAGCAGCAGCAGCCGCAGCCGAGCAGAUACGCAAACGACCAUGGCUACCGACACGCGGAGCACAUUCCUGCUCAGCAAUCAUACGGAGCUCAUGGAGCUUCAUACCAACCCCAAGAUGUCAUCACCAACCACAUUUCCAGCCGCCAGGUCACCACCACUCAGUCCAAUGGCCGGGCAUCACCCGUACGGCAGGUGCUAGCAGAGACAAGCGGUGACGCACUGGCACAUGGGAGACCGUCCCAGGCAAACGCAAUUGCGGCCAACUUCCAGGUACCGAGGUCAGUGAACGACAGUGGUGGGAGCCUGGCGGAGCUCGCAGCUCAGGUGAGUAGCCUUGCUUGGCAUACAUCGUAGGUUCUCGAUUGACCAGAACGCAGAUCACCUGUCUUUUUUGGUUCGAAUCUUCAGAUCUCCUGCAGCAGGUGGAAGACGCCACGAUCCCUCUCCAGCCUCUCAAGCAGCUCGUAGCAGACGCCAAGCCGACCACCGGUUUCCGCAAAUGGGUGACGACUAUUCUCUCAACGACCAUGGUUGCACAGAACGUGGUGGUCCUGGCUUUGCUAUUCAUCUACAGACUGAAAAAGCUGAAUCCGACGGUAAAAGGCAAGCCUGGGAGCGAGUAUCGGUUGCUCACGGUGGCUUUGAUGUUGGGCAACAAGUUCCUGGACGACAAUACAUACACGAACAAGACGUGGGCUGAAGUGUCGGGAAUCAACGUUGCGGAGGUACACAUCAUGGAGGUGGAGUUUUUGAGCAACAUGAAGUAUUGCUUGUUCACUUGCGAGCAGGACUGGGCGAGGUGGCAGUCACUGCUGGGCAAAUUCGCGGCUUUCUUCGAGAAGGCUUCCAGGCCACAGCCGCCCGCACCCAUCCUACCACCAGCAUCGUCCCUCCACCUGCCGAUGGCCCUCCCUUCACCACCCGCCUCUAACCAGGCCUCGCCUCCGUACUCUGGAGAGUUCCCACCACACGCAGCAGCAUACAGCAAUGCUAGCCAGCUCGGCCCUACUCCUGCACCAUCUCCACUCGGCAAUCUGUACGACGCUGCGAAUGGCGUCCAUGCAGGCUCGAGGAAGCGAAGUCGUGAUGAGCAUCAUACCACAGAGCCCCCGCCUAAGAGACUUGCGAGUGCUUAUCAGAAUUAUACGUCACCGCAGCGCUACUCAACCAUGCCUGCGCAGGCAGGCCCAGGCCAGCCAGUACCACGCCUGACUCUACCUAGCCUGUCAAUCCCGACAUCUCAGGCAUCAUCUGCUGCAUACCCUCCAACGGGAAGCCAAGGCCAACAGCUGCCUCCCCUACAACUUCCCGCACGGUCAGUGGGCAUGGCCUACCAUUCGAGCAGCUCGCAGCCACCGAUUCCUCAUACGACCGCAUCGGCGAAUGCUUCGAUGCAACCUCAAUCUCAGCCACAGUCGCAGUACGCCUCCCGGCACCCCAGCCCGUACGGAGGGUCUGGGCAAGUGUCUCCAUCCAGUGCCCUUCCACAAUCAGCAACUGUGCUCCAUCCGACGGACCAAGUGUCACCGACAUACUUCUUGCAGCAGCGAACUUCGCCGUACCGCCCGGUUCACAAUGUGUCGACGUUGCUCUACCCACCACCCUCAUCUGCGACGUCCAGCCGACCACCAAACGUCGAAUUGAACCAGAUGCAGUAUCAACCACUUGGCAAACCUGUUCAACACACCGGUCGACUUCCCUACGUCCGACAGAAUGUUUGGCUGGACGGGAACCAACCCCAGGAGAUGACACCGAUCCACCAGUGGCCUGGUUUUCCGAGCGGUCCGCCACCAUCGCAACAUUUGCACCCGGUGCUCCCGCAGCAGUGA
Molecule: messenger RNA, 2042 nt
Organism: Lecanosticta acicola
Lineage: Eukaryota; Fungi; Ascomycota; Dothideomycetes; Mycosphaerellales; Mycosphaerellaceae
Source: the annotation of a GenBank genome assembly